Molecule: messenger RNA, 3308 nt
Organism: Lutzomyia longipalpis
Lineage: Eukaryota; Metazoa; Arthropoda; Insecta; Diptera; Psychodidae
Gene: lft
Product: protein limb expression 1 homolog
Exons: 5
Coding region: 333-1133 (266 amino acids)
Biological process (GO): autophagosome maturation
Cellular component (GO): cytoplasm
Source: RefSeq, a predicted model, not a curated record
CUUUUAGUUUCCUAAAUGUUUCGAGCGCGUUGUGACGUACCUGUGAGAACGGUGCCUAUACUUUUUGUCCUCCAGUAAAGAGAGAUCAUUUGUUGUUGUUGUUGUGUUGUGAAAAGUGCGCCCUGUGUGCCCCAUCCUGUGUCCGCCACAUCAUCUCUGUGUGCCAGAAAAGUCCAAAUCCUGCUGACGGACUGAAUUUCAUUUCUGUGUGUGUUAUCUUGUCGGGUUCAGCUACGAAAAAAAAACCACACAUAUUUGUUUUCUCACAUCUCCCCAAAAAAAUAUCACAUUUCGUCGUGCAAAAAAAAUAAAUUAAUUUAUCCAUCCCAACAAUGAUGGUGUAUCCGGAAGAACCCUAUUGGGAAGUGCCACCUGUAUCAGGAAUCUACGAUGAUGGAGAUUAUCGCGUAAACGUCGUGGAGGCUCUUCAGGAAUUCUGGCAGAUGAAACAGUCGCGUGGGGCUGAACUGAAGAACGGCGCCCUCGUAAUCUACGAAUCAGUCCCAUCGAAUAGCCAACCCUACAUUUGCUACGUUACACUCCCCGGUGGAAGUUGCUUUGGGAGUUUUCAGAAUUGCCCCACAAAAGCCGAGGCGCGACGGAGUUCCGCCAAAAUCGCCCUCAUGAAUUCCGUGUUCAAUGAGCAUCCCUCCCGGCGGAUAAGUGAUGACUUCAUUGAGAAGGCGGUCAAUGAAGCGAGAGCCUCCUUCAAAGGUGGCGAUGGUGAGGGUACUGAUGGACCCGACACGGGAAUUGGCGCCUUCCGAUUUAUGUUGGAGGCAAACAAGGGGCGCACAAUGCUGGAAUUUCAGGAGCUAAUGACGGUAUUUCAGCUACUUCACUGGAAUGGGUCACUGAAGGCAAUGCGGGAGCGGCAGUGCUCACGCCAAGAGGUUGUCGCCCACUAUUCCAAUCGUGCCCUGGACGAUGAUAUGCGUGCCCAAAUGGCACUCGACUGGAUCGCCCGGGAACAGGAGAAUCCGGGUGUGUUGGGCCGGGAGCUGGCUGUGGCUGAGAGAGAGUUAGAGACUGCCCGCCUGGCCGGUCGGGAGCUGCGAUUUCCAAAGGAGAAAAAGGACAUCCUCAUGCUGGCACACACGCAACUCGGUGGUGGGAGUGUGAUCAACAGUUGAACAGAGCUCCCUCCCCCCCGACGUCCUUGUAAGUCCACACAGCGAUUUAGCUGAUGCCCCCCAUACUCCCGCCCCCACAAUUUCCUUCCGUUAUAUAUAUAAAUAAUAUAAAUAGUUAGUCUUUUGUAACAUACUUUGUCCCACGUUUUAUCGUUUAAGUUAUAUAUCAAUCGUUGAUUGUAAUCAUCAUAAGCUCAAGUUAUAUGUGAUCCAUAGAUUGACAGACUCACGCACGCACCCGCACACUCAUUAAUUUUACAGUUGAUUUAAUCAUAACAUUACGCGUGUUCUUCCCUUGAAGAUUUAACAGUUUUAUUUAAAUUAAUAUCUUCUGAGGACUUUGCAAAAAUUUCCUCAGCAUAAAUCACUGAAGAACAUGCAAUUUUGGAACCCCUUAUUCCCUUCAUUAGUCAUUGAAAAUUUCCCAGAUAAGGAGAGGAAAUCUCCCUGAAAGUAAUUCAAUAAUUUUCUAUUUUUUAAAUUAAAUUAAAAAAAAAAACAUUUCAAAUCAAUUUUGAUAUAAAAAAGAAUCAUAAAACUACAUAAAGAAGCAAUUUUUCCAAACAAUUACCCCAUGAAGUGGCCAUGGCGGCUCUAAGUGGAAGGUAUGAGCAAAAAGAAGUUCAUUUUCCACCGUCGUCGUGACUUUUUUAUGUAAUGAAAUACAUUUUGGGAGAGAAAAUUGUUGUAAUUCCCAUAAUUCCCAUGAUGAGCAUUUUAGCGUCAUCCACCAUUCCCCUCUUCCUCUUCUUGUCCCAUCAACCACAACAUACACCAUUCACGGGCACAACAAUCCCAUUUGGAAGUAAAGAAAAAAUAGAGGAAAAAACGCAUAGAUAUUAAGAUAUUUUUAUUGUAUCAUUAACAAAUAAUCAAAUGUGAUGACUUUUAAUUUAUGAUUUUUUUUUUAUAAAAAGUAAAAGAAUUAUAUUUUUUAAUAUAAGAAACAAAAAAAAAAACAACUAUGACUAAACAAGAAAAAAAAGUAAAUAUUAGGAAAUAUAUCAUUCCCUCCCUGGACAUGAAGCACCUUCAACAAUAAUAGUUUAGUAGGAGAUAAUAAUGGUAAUCUCACGUUACGAUGUUACUUUACCUUUUUCUUCUUCAUUUUUUUUUCUUUCGAGAACAAAAUAAUAUAUACAAUACAUAUUACAUUCCAUUCAAUGAAAUUUCCUUUUGCACAAUGACAAAAAUAAAAACAAUUUCAGAGCAUUGAGAUUUUGGGAAAAGAAAAAAAAAGAAAAAUCUUCGACGAGUUGAUACAAAAAGUUUUGGCCAAAAAACGCUUUAAAUAUUUAAAUUUAAAUUAAAUCCAAAAUUAUCUAAUAUUUAGGUAAAAAAAUUUAAAGAAAAAAAUUAAUUGAGUGUGAAAGAUGCAAGAAAAAUCAUCGAAUUUAUGUGUAGAAAAAAAUUAAAAUAUAUUUUUGAUGUGAUUUUUUUUUAAUUUUCUAGGAAAAAAAAAGCUAAAUUCGUAAUAAAAAAAUUCUUUGCAUUGUAAAGUUGUAGGGUUUUCACUUUUCUUCUGAAUUUUAGAAUAAAAAAAAUGUGCUUUUUUGUAUUUUUCUUCCAAGUGUAGUUUAUUAAGAAAGUACAUAACUCUUGUUAGCUUUGUUCUCCAUCCCGUAAGAAUUUUUGAGGUUCUCUGUUGGUGAAAAUUUCAAGCCGGAAAAGUUAUGAAUUUUUAAAAAAUGAAUUGAGUUCUAAGAAAAGAAGGAAAAGCUCAGAAAAAUUAGAGAAAAAAGUAAAAUUCGGCAAUGCAAAAAAACAUAAAUUGAAUUAAAAUGAACUUAAGUUGAAUUAUUUGAUAUUCUUGUUUCAUUUUUUUUUUAAUUUUCUUCAUUUUUCCAGAUUGAAAUUUCAAAAAUUCAGAACCUUUCCCUUUUUGCAAAAAUACUAAGAGAAAAUUUAAUUCUUAUUCUGAGAAAAUCUUUGUUUGAAAAACUUUCAUUGAUUUGUCCAAUAUUACUUUGAAACCUAUGAGAAAAAAAAAUAAAAUUUUAAGAAUAAAUUUGGGUAAAAAUUAAAUUUUCUCUCAGUGCAUCCACUCUCUAUAGACACGAUUCUCUCACUGUAAAUAGUUAGUUUAUGCUGUACACACACAUAAUUUCUUAAUUGGAUGAUUAUUGCAUUAUGAGAAACAUUUUUUUAAAAAUAAAAAUCAUAUUGAAAUGAAAA